This is a messenger RNA of Eutrema salsugineum, 2889 nucleotides long. RefSeq lists its product as uncharacterized. The transcript is spliced from 4 exons. Bases 1 to 2889 code for a protein of 962 amino acids. Lineage: Eukaryota; Viridiplantae; Streptophyta; Magnoliopsida; Brassicales; Brassicaceae. The record is from RefSeq and is a predicted model, not a curated record.
AUGGGUGAGACAACAAAAGGAGAUGCUACAAAACCAUCACCGAAUCAAAUCUCCUCACCUAAAGAUUCUUCACUUGAUAACCAAACACCAAACCCAUCACUCCUCCACCACCAUUACCACCACCAAUCUCCGAUCUUCAUCCCCACCGUCUCCUCUCCCGGAGCUCCGGUCAUCUCAAAACGACCACGCUUCGCCACUUCCGGUGCUCUCUCUCCACCUCAAUGGAAAGCCUUACCGUCUCCUUCCACCGUACAAACCACCGCCACAUCACUCUCUCCUUCCACCGCCAUUGUAACAGCUUCAUCCACCGAAACCGCCGGAUCUUCCCCGCCGGGUCAAGAAGCUACCAACACCGAGAAACAACAACCACAAGAAACGGAGUCGUUUCAGCAUAAAUUCAGAAAAGGUAAAUACGUGAGCCCCGUGUGGAAACCAAACGAGAUGCUUUGGCUAGCAAGAGCCUGGAGGGUCCAGUACCAAAACCAAGGAACCGGGUCUGGAUCCGGAUCCGGGUCGGGCGAGGGAAGAGGGAAGACCCGAGCGGAAAAAGACAGGGAAGUAGCCGAGUUUCUAAACCGGCACGGUAUAAACCGGGAUUCGAAGAUCGCCGGUACGAAAUGGGACAACAUGCUUGGCGAGUUUAGGAAAGUGUUCGAGUGGGAGAAAGGUGGAGAUAAAGACAAAUUCGGUAAGAGUUACUUUAGGCUCUCUCCUUACGAGAGGAAACAACAUCGACUUCCCGCGUCUUUUGAUGAAGAAGUGUAUCAAGAAUUGGCUCUUUUCAUGGGUCCACGUGUCAGAGCUCCGACUUUAAGCCGCCGUGGUAGCGGCGGAGCUACGACGGAUGUUACCUUAACGCCUCCGUCUGUUGAGGAGCUUCCUCCUCAUCUUCUUCAUCCACCGUUGAUGACUUCAAGAAACAACGAGGAUAUUGAUAAUUAUCCUAUACCUUCCAUAGGAAGAGGGAAGAGCUUAGCAUUAACAAUAGUUGGAGAUGAUCAUCAUUCACAAUAUCCGUAUUCACACAACAUUGCUAGAGGAUCAGGUUUAUUCUCUAAUAAAUCACUAUACUACAAUCCUUCUUCCGAGACGAUCCCAUCUUCUUCCUCUUCGUCUUCUUCGCUAAAAGAUCUUCGCCGUGUUGGGAAAAUCCGGUUAACUUGGGAGGAAUCGGUUAACUUGUGGGCUGAGGAAGGAGAGGUUGAUUAUGGGAGAAUUAGGGUUAGUGGGUCGAGCUUCUUGAACGCAGAUGAGCUCACCUACUUGGAUGAUUCCAUGGUGGCUUGUACAAUGGAAUCUUUUGAAGAGGGACCUCUCAAGGGAUUUUCUUUGGAUAAAUUCAUUUCUGGUCAACAUCUUAAAGUCUUUGGAAGACAAAAGUCAACUUCAUCAUCUGCUCCUUCACCUUCCGUUAAUAUGGCAGGUUUGUUUGAUCGAGCUCAGCUUCCACUCUCAGAACCCAUUUAUAAAUCAAUAUCAACAUUGGAGUUCCAAGACCCAUCGGAGCAUUACUUGAGUAAAUUGCGUGUGCCGGCUUUAAAUCUUCCGAGCUUAUUUGAGCUCGCACAUUAUCUUCAACAACCACCGCCGGGAACUCUCCGGUUUCCCCUCAGGCGAGAUGUCUACAAAGACUUGCCACCCGGGAAAGAGCUCUUCUUCUCCACUUCCUCCACGGAGCUACUAGAUUGUAGAGCAAUCACAUAUGAUAUCAUCAGCCCCAUAAUGUUCCGCUUAAACCCUAAAAACCGUUUCGUCAUCUCGAGCAAAGACUCGCUGAUCCCGCUGUGGGAUGACUGCAUUAACCGGAUGGUUUCAAAGUUUUGUGAAAUGGUGGUUUUGCGUAAACCGGAUUCAUCUUCUUGCGUUGAAAACGUUCAAGACCAAUGGCCAAACGUGAUGGGAUACGUAAAAGGAUUUGGAAUAUGGAGAGGAGAAGAGACUUAUAAGGUACGAGAAUGUGCAGCUGAUCCUUCUUCUCUAUUGGUCGAGAAGAUUCUUUGGUCGCACAACGAUAUUCCAUACAUUCUUGGAUACCACGCAAUAGGGCUCACCGUAACAUUCUGCGCUUUGAGCCGUUCUUCGCAAGAUAGAGUCAUCUGCACCGAUCUUUAUUCGUUCGACAUCUCAUCACCGUCCGAUCGAAUCAAGGCCUUGGUUCCUUGUUACCGUCUCGCUUCUCUUUUACCUUUGCUUGCAGAUCGGUGCACUACGAUGCAUUUAUGUUACAACGACUUCGAGAGAAUCGAUCAUGGAGAUUACGUGACUGAGAUAACGCCUCACACGGUGACUAAGUACUACUCAAGCAAGAGAAAAUGGAGUGGAGUGAAAGGAAUCUACGAUUUUCUCGACCAAAGAGUUCCACACGCGGAGCAUUUGCAUAGGUCAAGCGAGAAGGAUCUCUCGUUGAGUUUUAAGCCACGUGGGAUAAGAGUCAAACCUCGUAACGUUGACCAGCUCAUCGAGUCGCUGAUGUGUGUGGCGAGAGCGCUCGUUGCGCUUCACGACCUUUCCUUCAUGCAUCGUGACAUGGGAUGGGAUAAUGUAAUGAGAAGUGAAACAUCGGACGUGGAAUGGAUUGUUUGUGGGUUUGAGGAAGCGGCUGAGUCGCCGCAGCUUAACCCGCACCGCCGUGAAGCCAAGGAGAAGGAGGAGGAGGAGGAGGAGCGUGGGAGAUACGCACCGGAGAUGGAGAGAGGAUUGCAUGCGGUGAAAGUGGAUGUGUGGGGAGUGGGUUAUAUGAUAAAGACUUGUGGGUUAAGUAAUGUGCCAAAGAUGCUGAGAGAGCUUCAAGGGAAGUGUUUGGAGCCAAACCAAGAGAACCGACCGACCGCAGCCGAUUGUUUCCACCACCUUCUCCAGGUUCAGUCUGCCGGUUCAUCGUCGUAUUAG